CUUUGCGUAGCCCCCGUGCAGGGCAACGGGGCCCUGGCCCACAAGAAGGUCAAGAGGGGGUUCCCCAAAGACUGCAGCAACAUUCCCAGGGACAGCCCCAGCGGGGUCCAUGUCAUCCAGCCGGCAGGCUCUCCCCCUCGAGUGGUGUGGUGUGACAUGGACACCGAAGGCAAAGGCUGGACCGUUGUCCAAAGAAAUUCUUACAACACAGAGAUCACCUGGAAGGAGUCCUGGAGCACCUACAAGUACGGCUCUGGGAACGUGCAGCAGGAUUACUGGCUGGGCAACGAGUACCUGUCCCUGCUCACGCGACAGAACACCUACAAGGUCCGCUUUGUGGUGGAGGACAAAUCCAACAACACCCGCUACGCAGAGUAUGACAUCUUCAGUGUCGAGGAUGAGCCCAGCGGGUACCCGCUGAGGCUGGGCAGGUACUCUGGGGACGGCGAGGACUAUGUCACCACCUACCACUCCGGCCUGGGGGGCAUACACGACAACAUGAAGUUCAGCACAAGUGACAAGGAUCAGGACCAGGCCAGUGGGAAUUGCGCAAGUAGCUAUGGAGGCUGGUGGUACGACAAGUGUCAGAACGUCCUGCUCAAUGGGAAAGGCUCCAUCUACUGGGCAGGGUUCUGUAAGAGUGGGGAGUGCAAGUCUUCCCUCAUCCUGGUUAAGCCAACAGAUGUGUGCUGGGUCCGGCAGGAGGAGCCCAUCCUCCUUGGGAGCUGGCGCCGCUGA
Molecule: messenger RNA, 738 nt
Organism: Malaclemys terrapin pileata
Lineage: Eukaryota; Metazoa; Chordata; Testudines; Emydidae
Product: fibrinogen-like protein 1-like protein
Exons: 2
Source: RefSeq, a predicted model, not a curated record